AGGAAGUCUCAUGUUUGGGGAAGAAGUCUGAGCCCAGAAAUGCCCAGGAAAGAGCCCAAGAUGAUUGUGCUGCUCUACGUGACAAGUCUUGCCAUCUGUGUAAGUGGACAACCUCGGGGGAAUCAGGCCAAGGGAGAGAGCUACUCUCCCAGGUAUAUCUGCAGCAUCCCUGGCUUACCUGGUCCCCCAGGCCCUCCUGGAGCAAAUGGCUCUCCUGGACCCCAUGGUCGCAUCGGCCUUCCUGGAAGGGACGGUAGAGACGGCAGGAAAGGAGAGAAAGGAGAAAAGGGCACUUCAGGUAUAAAAGGUAAGACUGGACCCCUGGGCCUUGCUGGUGAGAAAGGAGACCAAGGUGAGACUGGGAAGAAAGGACCCAUAGGACCAGAGGGUGAGAAAGGAGAAGUCGGGCCUGCUGGACCUCCUGGGCCAAAGGGAGACCGAGGAGAUCAAGGGGACCCAGGGCUGCCUGGCGUGUGCAGGUGUGGAAGCAUUGUGCUGAAGUCUGCCUUUUCAGUUGGCAUCACAACCAGCUACCCAGAAGAAAGACUUCCCAUCCUAUUUAACAAGGUCCUCUUCAACGAGGGGGGGCACUACAACCCUGCCACAGGGAAGUUCAUCUGUGCUUUCCCAGGGAUCUAUUACUUUUCUUAUGAUAUCACAUUGGCCAAUAAGCACCUAGCAAUUGGGCUGGUGCACAACGGGCAGUACCGAAUAAGGACUUUUGAUGCCAACACAGGGAACCAUGAUGUGGCCUCAGGGUCCACAGUCAUCUACCUGCAGCCAGAAGAUGAAGUCUGGCUGGAGAUCUUCUUCAAUGACCAAAAUGGCCUCUUCUCAGACCCAGGCUGGGCAGACAGCUUAUUCUCUGGGUUUCUCCUCUAUGUUGACACAGAUUACCUAGAUUCUAUAUCAGAAGACGAUGAGUUGUAAUAUGGACUGCAAGCCUGAGUGUCCCAGCAGGAACAUCACAGUGGCUUACACACUCACUCAGUCUGGAGUACUAGAAGGUGA
Molecule: messenger RNA, 1011 nt
Organism: Psammomys obesus (fat sand rat)
Lineage: Eukaryota; Metazoa; Chordata; Mammalia; Rodentia; Muridae
Gene: C1qtnf7
Product: C1q and TNF related 7
Exons: 3
Coding region: 40-930 (296 amino acids)
Molecular function (GO): protein binding
Source: RefSeq, a predicted model, not a curated record